Molecule: messenger RNA, 2406 nt
Organism: Ceutorhynchus assimilis (cabbage seed weevil)
Lineage: Eukaryota; Metazoa; Arthropoda; Insecta; Coleoptera; Curculionidae
Source: the annotation of a GenBank genome assembly
UAAAUGUUGAGGCUCUAAAUUGAAUUAAUUGUGAUUGUGAAUUUUAAAUUUUUGGUACAUAAAAAUGGAUGAUAACGAAGAAGACGACAUCCCAGUUCCGAUUAACAACGACUUGGAACGCCGGAUAGCGGACGCUUUUGAAGUUUUCGAUCACGCCGGCAACAAAAACGUGGACAUCCGAGAAAUCGGUACGAUAAUCCGUGGACUGGGUUGUUGUCCUACCGAAGCCGAAAUCCAAGAAAUCAUCGUAGGUGUGGAAAAUCCAGAAACUCCUGGCAGCGUGCACUUGUCCAAGUUUUUGCCUUACGUAUCGCAGUUGAUUACAGAACACAAGUAUGAGCCUGCCAGUCCUGAAACUCUUCUGGAAGCUUUCCGGACUCUGGAUCCUGAGCAGCAUGGGUUUUUGACCAAAGAUUACAUUUCCACUUUGAUGACGCAAGACGGUGAACCGUUUAACCAGGAUGAGCUGGAUGAAAUGCUGGAAAUCGCCAUCGAUCCUCAUACUCAUACUAUACCUUAUGAGUAUUAUAUUAAUCAACUCAUGUACGAACCUGAAGGCGAAAAAAACGUCUACAAUUUGGCCGACCGGGUCGAAAGAGAAAAACCGCCGCCUCCGGCGGCAUCCACUCGAAGAUUGUCAGAGUAUUUGAAAAUGGCCGAAGAAUUAGCAAAUUAAAAACAAUAUUUAUUACAAUUUAGAAAAUACAACAUCAGAAUCCUUGGUGAUUUGUGCCAUUGUAGCGUUGAGCAAAUCUUCGCUUUGCAACAUCGCCUGGUUUAAUAAAGCCUGUAAAAUAAAAUAUGUUUAAUUUUAUUGCAGAUUGAGGAAACCCAAUAGAGGCUUACGAUUUGAUCCAAGCCUUCUUGCACCGUAUGGUCUCUGGAAUAAAUCAGAUUGGUUUUGGUUGUUUGCACCGCUACAGGACUUUUUUUGGAUAUUUCUUCUGCCAGAGCUAGGACACCUUGCAGCAUUCUACAAGAGUAUUUGCAAUAAAAACUAUUUUAGCAAUUUAAUAUUAAUUACUCUUCUUUAUUGUCAUAAACCUUAGAUACCAAGCCACAGUUCAAUGCUUCAUGUGCAGGCAAUUGUCUGCAAGUAUAGCAAAGCUCUCUAACAAGGCUAUCACCACCAAUAACUUUGGGUAGGCGUUGCAAACUUCCUAUAUCAGCAGCCAAUCCAAGAUCAACUUCUUUGACUUGAAAAUAGGCAUCUUUGGUGCAAUACCUCAUAUCUGCAGCUGUAACUAAAUCAACUCCAGCUCCAAUACAAGCAUUAUGUAUGGCAGCAAUUACAGGUUUGUUGCACCUUUCCAAAGACGACAUGCUUUGCUGGUAGGGCCGAAGGAAAUUGUUUAGGAGUAGUUUUGCUUUGCGGGCAAUGUCUUCUUCUGCACCAAUUUUGGAGCCGUUUUUUGCAAAGUCUUUAAAGUCGCUGCAGUGAAUAGUUUGCCUGCUCCGCUGAGGACCACAAUUCUGCAAUCUUCGUUUAAGCUCAAAUGGUCGAAGCACUCUUUGAUUUCACUUUAUAAAAGAAUUAGUGGGCAACAUAGAAUAAGGUUUUUACUUACCUGAAGAAUUUAUGCGUAAUGGCGUUUAAUUUGGUUGGCCUGUUCAAUUCCACGUGGAAGAUGUAGUCUUUUGGAACUGUGACUGAUAGAAAUUCGAAUGUGGGAGUUUGGGAGGACAUUCUUGCCAUAUUGGGAUCUGUGGAGUUUAUAUGAAGUCUGUGAAUAUCGCGCAGUUCUAUCACGAAAUGUUACAUUAAAAAAAAAAACAGGUUUUAACAAAGACGCAAUAAAAUAGUUACAAAACUUAUGAGUUGUUUGGCAAUGUCCAUUUGCCAGUUGGAUGCUGGUUGCUGAUGAAUAAUGAGCUUUUUUAAAUUUACAAGUAUACACCGUGAUUUACGUAGCCCGUGCACUAGAAGUUUUCCAGAUUGCAGGUGGAUUAGUAGAGAUAGCAUUUAAUCCAUCUGCAAUCUAAUGCACGGGCCACGUAAAUCACCCUGUGUUAUUAGCAUGAAAUUACUUGUUAAAGUGUGUUUUAAAUGUACCAAAUAAAAAAUAAGCAAUUAGCUGAGUGACUGAUGGGACAGUCCAUCUUUUGAAUGGGCUAGGAACAGCGUUAAAUUGCUGGAGUAAUUAUUUUUUUAUAACUUACAGAUGCUGCUAGGUAAAACCUGCUUGAUCAAGGCAGGUCUAGCGAUAAUUCUUGAAAACAAUACCAUAACUCAAUAGUUUAAAAUUGCAGAUUACAAUAAUACCAGAGCCCCUGUUGUACUUUUGAACCUUUAUUUUUAUAAAUAAAAUUUGUUUAUGAACAAAAUGUACUUUGCACUUUUAAGAAUAAGCUCGAUUUUUGAAUGAAAAUAAUAAAUAAAAACAACUUCAUAACCUCAAUACCGAG